GAAAAAAUUAUUUUGUUUCAGUGCGAGGAUGUCGUCCUGGCAAGAUCGUGCAGAUGUCAGAAGCAGAAGUUCGGGGUUUGUGUAUAAAAUCACGAGAAAUCUUUCUUAGCCAGCCUAUUCUCCUGGAACUAGAGGCACCCCUGAAAAUUUGUGGUGACAUUCAUGGGCAAUAUACAGAUUUACUUCGAUUGUUUGAGUAUGGAGGAUUCCCACCGGAAGCCAACUAUCUUUUUCUGGGAGAUUACGUAGACAGAGGCAAGCAGUCUCUGGAAACCAUCUGCUUACUACUGGCUUACAAAAUCAAGUAUCCAGAAAACUUCUUUCUCCUAAGAGGAAACCAUGAGUGUGCUAGCAUUAAUCGUAUCUAUGGAUUCUAUGAUGAAUGCAAACGGCGAUUUAAUAUUAAACUUUGGAAGACAUUCACAGACUGCUUUAACUGUCUUCCUAUUGCAGCCAUUGUGGAUGAGAAGAUCUUCUGCUGUCAUGGAGGACUGUCGCCAGAUCUCCAGUCAAUGGAGCAGAUUCGGAGAAUUAUGAGACCCACAGAUGUUCCUGAUACAGGAUUGCUGUGCGACUUACUGUGGUCGGAUCCGGACAAAGAUGUGCAAGGAUGGGGCGAAAAUGAUCGUGGGGUCUCGUUCACUUUUGGUGCUGAUGUGGUCAGUAAAUUUCUGAACCGUCAUGAUCUGGAUUUGAUCUGUCGAGCUCAUCAGGUGGUUGAAGAUGGAUAUGAAUUCUUUGCUAAACGACAGUUGGUUACCCUAUUUUCGGCUCCAAAUUACUGCGGCGAGUUUGAUAAUGCUGGAGGCAUGAUGAGUGUGGAUGAAACUUUGAUGUGUUCCUUUCAGAUAUUGAAACCAUCUGAAAAGAAAGCCAAGUACCAGUAUGGUGGAUUGAAUUCUGGACGUCCAGUCACUCCACCUCGUACAGCUAAUCCACCAAAGAAGAGGUGAAGAAAGGAACUAUGUCAAAACAUCAGAUCUAUCAAGGACAAAACUCCAUAUUACAGUAUAUAAUAAGUGUGCACUGUAAAACCAUCCAGCCAUUUGACACCCUUUAUGAUGUCACACGUUUAACUUAAAGAGACGGGUAAAGGAUCUUUACUAAUUUUUUUCUAGUAGAAAGAUGUGCGACACUGUAUUGUAACAAGUAUAGCUCCAAGUUCUAAUAUCCAACAUAGAGUAAAAUCCAGAUGAAAAAAAUCUAUUAAAUUACAUGUUCACUUAUCACAGUUUUUAAAGUUGACCAACAUCCCAGUUAAAACUUAAUGUAAUACUUAAACCAGA
Pelodiscus sinensis (Chinese soft-shelled turtle) is the source of this 1286-nucleotide messenger RNA. The record is from RefSeq and is a predicted model, not a curated record. NCBI's taxonomy places the organism in Eukaryota, Metazoa, Chordata, Testudines, Trionychidae.